Andrographis paniculata is the source of this 1634-nucleotide messenger RNA. RefSeq lists its product as uncharacterized. NCBI's taxonomy places the organism in Eukaryota, Viridiplantae, Streptophyta, Magnoliopsida, Lamiales, Acanthaceae. The record is from RefSeq and is a predicted model, not a curated record. Gene Ontology annotation, molecular function: SNARE binding. The transcript is spliced from 7 exons. Bases 358 to 1422 code for a protein of 354 amino acids. Gene Ontology annotation, cellular component: lytic vacuole; endosome. Gene Ontology annotation, biological process: SNARE complex assembly.
AAAAAAACAAGAAAUCAGAUUAAAUUCCCAAUUCGUUCCGCACCCAGAAAUUUCUUCCUCGUCGUUUCCUCGCUCCAAAAUCCGUCGGUCGCUUCUUCAAAUUGAAAAUUUUUUCUCACGCUCGUCGUCGUUGCUUGCGGAAUUCAGAGUUUUUCCCCUGUAAAAGACACCUCUCUGGUAAAGGAUUCUUCCCCUCUUCUGUGGUUUUUCUGCAACUCGGGCCUUCUCCUUCCAUGAAGGCUAGAUUGAAGCUUGCCGGAGUAUGAUGGUGAAUCGGAGCUGUACGGAUGGCAAUCUCUUUUCCCCGUUGAAAUUGAGAGGAUCUUGCGCUAUUAAUUCUUUAAUCCUUGCUUGUGAAUGGAGUCGGCCAAGUAUUCGGGUGUGAAGGUGACGCGUGCAGGACAGGAGAAGAACAGCGUGCAGGUUGUAGAAUGGGAGGAUUAUGAACAGGAGCUCGCACGCUUGUGCAGCUUGACAACUGCUCUUGAGGAAGCCAACAAGAAGAAAUCGGUCCUUAAAGAGAAGCUCGAGCCCUUGAUUGAAAAAGAUGCUGAAUCGUUGAGUCGGUCAAAUGAGCUUGAUAUAAUGCUGGAAAAAUUGGAAUCUCGUAAGUUGGUGAUGGGAAAAAUGUCAAUGCAUUCCAAGGUUGUGCAGGAGAAAGUAAGAAAGCAGGAAGAACAACUUGGUACAGAAAUUAGGUCUUUAUUGGUUGCAGGAAGUUCUCUUUCUGAGGCCAACAAGCGUUUGCAGGAUUCAAGUAGGUCAAUUUCUGGAGAACAAGGAUAUGGUCGUCUUAAAAGAUUGCAGAAAAUAUUGAGAAAGAGGCAGCAGUUAAUGGUUUCACAGGUUUCCAUGUUGUACCCAGUGAAGAUUGUGAUCAGAAAGGCUCCUGUGCAAGAGCUUGAAUCAUUCAGUAGCAAUAUUAAGUCAGGUGUUCCUGAUGGAUCAAAAAUGCACGACCAAGGUAUAUUGACAAUCUCAGGUCUGCAUCUUACAGUGGUCCCUUUUACAAAGAUGAGUUUUUUCGCUGACAAGAAGGAGGUCCAACGAACUUCAACUGCGCUGGGAUAUGUAGCCCAUGCCGUUUCACUUAUCGGGUCGUAUCUGCUAGUUCCUUUGCGUUAUCCAAUACGCUUAGGAGGGUCUCAUUCAUAUAUACGUGACUAUUCCCCAUCCAUUGAGUCUUCUGCAUCUUCCAGCACCGAUUCAACAACUUCAACAAGUAUCAAGCUUGUGGAAUUUCCACUCUUUAUUGAAAGACAAGACUCAACGAGGGCAGCUUAUGCUGUAUUCUUGCUAAACAAGGAUUUGGAGCAGCUCUUAAAUUUCAUCGGUGCCAAGAGCUUAGGACCACGGCAUGUAUUAGCAAAUUUAAAGGAGCUAUAUAGGACAAUUCUUUCACCGGAUUAUGUAGAUAUGUGAUCUCGACAACACAGUGAAAUUCCGGUAAGUUUCUGUAAAUGGAAUCUUUGUAUUCUUAAAGGGGGGUGCCUAUUUUUUUUGCUUGCACCUAUGAAUAUGAUGUUGUCCAUUUUCCUGGAUAAUGUUAGAUCAUAGUUGAUAUAGACUACCUUUCUGGUUUUUGCAAAUUUUUGCCUUAGAAAAAAAAAAAAAGAAAAGAAGCUAUGAUGGGA